Molecule: messenger RNA, 1194 nt
Organism: Closterium sp. Naga37s-1
Lineage: Eukaryota; Viridiplantae; Streptophyta; Zygnematophyceae; Desmidiales; Closteriaceae
Source: the annotation of a GenBank genome assembly
AUGGCGGGGUCCGUGGGUCGCGACCGCGCGUUAGAGGCAACCGCAGAGAGCGCUCAACUCGUGGCGGAGCCGAACGCGGAGCCUGCGCCUCCCCGUCCCCAGGUCCGAGCCCGUCCUGCCGCGAGUGAGCCCACGCGCCGCCUCGUACGCGGAUUGUCGCUUCCGCUGCGUGGAGAGGGGCGUCCUGUGUCUCCCUUGCAGUCGCGCGCACCAGUACUUGUUGUGUCGAAUGACGAGCAUGCGUGUCAGGAACGUGGUCGGUCCCCGCAACGCCAUGGGCUGCGCCCCGCGUCUACUGUGCAGCGCUCUCCUGAGCCGCGUGGGUCGUGGCGCCGGCGGGAGGAAUAUCAGCGGGACCUCCAGCACCGUGACCACCGCUACCGUUCACCCCAGCGGCUACCCCAGGAUCGCGCGUUGCCAGGGAAGCGAUCGCCGCGGCAGAGGUCUCCGCACCAGCGUUCUCCCCGGCCGUCCCCGCCACGUCAUGGCCGAGGAUCUCCCGCGCACUGGUGGGAUGGUCGCCGGGGGGAGGAUCCGUCCCCACUGCAUCCCCAGUCGGCGGGGUCCGGAGGCCGUCGUGGGCGGCGUCGAGGUUCAGCGCACGAGGGGAAUGGUCGCGGCCAGGGCUCAGCCGUUGACCGCGCGUCGAAUAUGUUUGCGGCGGCAGUGCAUCAGGUGCAGGCGGGCAGGGAAGCGGCUCAUGUUCAUGUGUCUGUAACAACUGAACCCCCCUCCAUCCCAGCAGGGGCUGCUGCAGCGCCGAUGCGCGCGCCGAUAUUGCGCGAGUACCUGCCAGCCGCAGCGGCGAGGGGGCCCUUCCGAAAUUGUUGCCAGGCCCCGGGAUACCCUGCUCCUCAGAAUCCGUUUGGCCAAACUCCAGGCCAGAUGGCGGCGUUUCCACCGCACGGAGUUCCUACUGCACCUCUCCCCACCCGCGCUGGGAGAGAUCCCACGUUGAGCAUGUGCCGGAUGUGGAACUUAGCGGGCACGGCUGAGGGGGUGGCGAGCCUGCAGUUGGCGGUGUAUGAGGCCAUGCCCCGUACUUUCCCCCACCUCGCCCUUGAUCUUCACGCGGCUGCACUGAAUGGGACCCUGGUUGACACUCUUCGCUUCUCGGCGGAGCUCCUCCAUACGAUGGCGGGUUGUCUUCUCUCGAUGCCUGAGGCGGAGGGGGCUGGCCUGUACUCGAAGUAG